Molecule: messenger RNA, 2471 nt
Organism: Dromaius novaehollandiae (emu)
Lineage: Eukaryota; Metazoa; Chordata; Aves; Casuariiformes; Dromaiidae
Gene: PLA2G12B
Product: phospholipase A2 group XIIB
Exons: 4
Coding region: 1-609 (202 amino acids)
Biological process (GO): arachidonate secretion; lipid catabolic process; triglyceride homeostasis
Cellular component (GO): extracellular region
Molecular function (GO): A2-type glycerophospholipase activity; calcium ion binding
Source: RefSeq, a predicted model, not a curated record
AUGAGGCUGUUUUUUGAGGCAGCAGUUCUGUGCCUGGGCCUGGGCUUAGGGCAAUGCACUGAGGAAACAGCACAGGAGAACAUCGUCCACCACGCUCCCCCAACGGAGUCAUCCUCUUCAGACUGGGGCAUCGGGGCCAUCCGGGACAGCUUCGAAGCAGUCAACAGCUACUUUGACUCCUUCUUGGAACUGCUUGGGGGGAAAAAUGGUGUUUGUCAGUACAGAUGUCGAUAUGGGAAGGCUCCAAUGCCACGACCUCAAUACAAACCUCAAGAACCAAAUGGCUGCAGCUCCUAUUUUCUGGGGCUCAAGGUACCCGAAAGUUUAGAUUUGGGCAUCCCUGCCAUGACCAAGUGUUGCAACCAGCUGGACAUCUGUUACGACACCUGCGGGGCCAACAAAUACCGCUGCGAUGCCAAGUUCCGCUGGUGCCUCCACUCCAUCUGCUCGGACCUCAAGCGCAGCCUCGGGUUCGUCUCCAAGGUGGAAGCUUGUGAAUCCGUCGCAGAUACAGUGUUCAACGCUGUCUGGACCCUGGGCUGCCGGCCCUUCAUGAACAGCCAAAGGAGCGCCUGCAUUUGCAACGAGGAAGAACGAGAUGAAUUGUGAAGAGCAGCAGAUCCCCCUGGCCUCCGUGAGCUUGCUGCCAAGCGUCCCCUCUCAGAUACAGCACUUCAGCACGCUGCUUUCUAUCAGCCCUCUGGCCUAGCGCACGAUGUGGGGGACCUGGGCGAGCAAUAUGCAUUGGCUACAGCUUUCAGGUAGAGGGCUGUGAAAGGGGAGACAGUCUAUGGAAAUUAGGCAGUGAUGCCUGCUGUCCACCACAGAUGCAGUCCAACAGCCCUUUCCCGUUCCAGGUCUAUCAGCUUGAAUGAUCUGAAUGCCAGUUUUCUCUACGGACUGAUCAGAGAGGCAAGCAGAAUGCAGCACUGGUUAUAAACAAGGGGCUUUGCUUGUUUGUUGGCCUCAGACACACGUGUAUUAGCUCCCCCUGCCCCUUAACUUUCUAAUUUGUAAUACAAUGCACGAGGUUUCUGCAACCCUUGAAAACCCCAGUCCAUGACCACACUAUACAAACAUUUCGAUCACUAGUGACAGACUGAAGAGGAUGGAUAAUUUAUUCUCAGUAUGUUGCUCACACCCAUCCUUGACAUUUUCCAUCCCGUCAUUACACACCCUGACAACCCUGCUUGCUUAAGUACUUGACGUAUCCUAAAACAAUUUAAAACAUCCAGGGAUUUGGUAAACGUGGAAAGGGAUUUAAAUAGCUGUGAUAUGGCCACAUAUCUUAUCUGGGCAGAAGGGGACCAAAGCCCAUCUGGUCUGAGAUCUGAAAUGCAGUAAUUCACAGCAUCUCAGGCACACCUAUAGGACUCUCCCACAGUCUCAGGAAAGGCAGCUGCUUUUCAUUUUCAGUCUCAUCCAGAUACAAACUGCAUGUUUAAUUAUUUCCCUCCUUUACCAUUUAACAAAGUUUCUCCCUUAGGUUCUCCUUUUUUACACAAAACAGUUGGGUGUCAUCCUCCGUCUUUUGCAGAAAGGGAACAGGAGGCUCACAGUUGCACUGGAUGAGAUUUUCAAAAUCCUGGAGGCUUAUCUGUCAGAUGGCAGAGCUUAUUUGCUACCUCUGUGCGGCAAAGACCGCCAGCUGAAGAGUGACGAGCAGUUUCAGACUUCAUUCUCUUUAAAAUGUGGUUAAUAUUUCCAUCUGUUAUCAGGAGCUUUUAUUUCAUAUAAAAUUAGAAUUUAAAGUGGUAUUUAGAAACUCAUCUACAUAUAACAUUUGCAGACAGCUUUCAUCUGUGUUUCUUGUUGAAAGGAAGUCACUACUGGGUACCCGUGCCAUGCCACAUAAAUACUUCAGCAUCUCUUGCAAACAUAUUUAUGGUUAUGUUCUUCCAUCUGCCACAGAAAAGUUGAGGCUACAGAAGGGUAAUUUAAAAAAAAUGAAAAGAGUCUGUUUUAGUUACUUUUCUUCUACUUGAUGUGUUUAAAUGAAUGCAUGGAGCUAUAAAUUAUUUAAGCCCUGUAUUCCUUUUCUUGCCAGUCAUCUUUGCUUUAUGGUGAACAGUGAUGAGACAUUCAUCUCAUCCCAAAUAGAAUGAAACAACAGGAAUAUCGAUAUGAAAAUAGGAAAAUAAAAAUGAUCACACAAGGUGUACUGGGAUGUUUUCCAUUAAGGAAGACCUUAAUUUCCAUCGAUGGGAUGCAACGACAUCCUUUCCUAGCUAUGCUAACUCCCCUGGAGAGUGAAUACUGCAAUGCCAAGCUCCACCACAGCAUGUGUCUAUCAGAGCUGGACAGACAAUCUGAUCAUCUGCUUAAGAAAUAUGUAUUUUUGGCUUGGAAGGGGAAGGAAAUGUUCCUCGUUCCAGACUUUUUCCAAACUUUGUAUUUUGUUGAUGAAAUGGUACCUGUUGUCAGUUUGAAAUGUGAGCAUACUCUUAUGAUUAAAUCAUACAAUUUAAAAA